GUGAACGCGCCUCUGAGGGCGGACAGGACAGGGCUGUCAAUCACUUCAGUCGCAUGUUUGGAUUCCUCAAAGUUACCGUCGGUGGCUUUUCUGGAAAAUGUCCGCUGUACCGCCGCCUAUAAACGACCAGUACGUGUUCCACCGACCGGACUUUGAACAGCUGUCGACAGAAAACCAGAGAACAUGGCCCGGUCCUCAGCCUGUCCACGGAGUCCACGGAGCACCGACACCGACACGGCACCAUCAGACACCGCACCAUCAGCAGCUGCAGCACCGGGAUGACAGCAGCCGACCUCAGCCACGAGCCCCGGGCGGUACCGGCGUCCACAGGGCCCACAGGGACCACCCCCCCAGGCAGCCCCAGCUGGACGACUGCGAGCGCAUGGGGACUCUGUUCGGGAUGCUCAACAAGUGUCUACGCGGGAUGGGUUUCAGUCAGAUGUACUUUGGGGACAAGACAGUGGAACCAGUGGUGAUGGUGUUCUUCUGGCUGCUGCUCUGGUUCCUUGGCAUCCAGGCGCUGGGACUGGUGGGAACUCUGUGCAUCAUCAUCAUUUAUAUCCAGAAGUAAUGUGCGCUGUUUCUUUUGCUUCCUUUGCUUACACUUGCAGGACUCAUUUCACGCUAACAGACUGUCUGGAUUGAAUCUGCAGUGGAUGUGUGCUUUAAGGAGGGGACGUGUGCGGAAAGGUCUGCAGCCGUAUUCUGUUCACGGAGCUCAUGGAAAAGAUUUCAACGGCCUCCAUAUCGUUAUCAUGCCUGUUCCUCACGGGUGGCCUGGCUCUGUUCAUAAAGCUCUUUAGAUUACACAUAUAGAAACGACAUGUUCUUCGCAGUGCAAGUCCAGGGCCUGUUUCAGGAAGCAGGUUUACUGAAAACUCAGGUUAGUUUACUCAUCGCUGAAGGAAACGGAGUGUUUUCUGUUUUACAAAGUGUGAACUCUGUUUCAGCAGCAGCUUACUCCAUGAACCUACUCACUGUCAGGUUUUCUCUUCACAAGUCCGCACCUGUUCAGGGGUUUCCUUGUGUUUGUGAAGAGAUGAAAACUUUGCAUUUUUAUGUAGUUUUAGACCUGCAGUAGUGCUGGGAAAUGUACUGGACGACAACACUUAGUUGACACACCGAACUCCUUUUGCAACGUUACAAAUCUAGAAUAAUCCACAAGGUCUCAAUUUGAACCAUGAGGAUUUUGUUUGGAAAAAGUGACGUUACAGUUGUUGACACAUCUAUUUAUUGGUUAGUUCAGUUUUUCUUUUUCUUCAGACCAAAUGAAACUUGUUUACAUUCUGCAAGUGGUUCAUGUAUGAAGCCAUUAUUAAUCCACAUGCCAUUCCAGUUUUACAGAUGAUGCAGGACCCCCACAUGCAGCUGAAAACCCCCCAGUCCGCUUCAUUCUAGUGUGGUUCAAGUAUUUUUUCUGCCUUGAGUUGAAGAGAAAUGUUUUGUGUUCCGUCAGUCCAGGCGCCCUGGCCUCCCUUCCUCAUUUCCUCAUUCAUAUAAAACAUAUCGCAUUGUAAAUGUAAACGCAUGAUUUGAGAAUAGAUUAGGUGAGAGGUCACAUUCAGGUCGUUUUUAUCACUUUGUCACUCAGAUUAGAACCAACUGUUCUGAUGUGCUGCUGUGAUAAAUUAUGUCCUGUGACCUUGUAUUCUGUUUUUUUUUUUUUUUUUUGUCAGGGCAGAUCUAGACCCAAACCGUCACUAAUCCUAGCGUGAAUCUCUUUUUAAAAACACACUAAAAACAUAUAGUUAGCACAUUUAGAGGUCGACCUACAGAAGAUUUUUAAAAACUGAUACAAAAACACAGAGCUUUAGGUUUUUAGAAGGGUUAGAGUAGUAACUGUCAAAAUGAACAUCAAGUCAAAGUAUGAAGUCAAAGUUAUACAUAUACUAACUGAAGUAAAAAUUGUAGAUUGGAGCAAUUUUUAUUUUGGGCUGCUAUUUUUCCUCUGUUAUUCUCACUAAAAUCCUAAUGUUGGCCCUGACUUCUGCUGCUAAAGGUGGAACGUUCAUUCGAUCUGUGUUUCAGCUGCAGCUUUAAUAUGUUUACUUUGACGCUACAUGCUGGUAAUCUAAGUCAAGUGGUGGUCAAGCGCACGUUCAGUUUUAGUAAAAUGCAUUUUUAGCCGUGAAAAAAUGUGAUGUAUACAGUUUUAUAGGUCUAUUGACCUAAACCUAAAGAACUACUAUGACCUCUUCUUUACAUGUAGGGUCUUGUUGCCAUUCACAGAUGCUGCAUGUAUUUUGUAUCUACUUUUAGGUUAGUUGGUUUAGAUGUGAUUCUCUACCUUUUUUCUUUUUUUCUCAGUAGUUUGGACAGUUCACAAUUUUAAUUCAUUUUUUUCAGUCGACCAGUAUUCAUGACAAAACAUGAUCCCAAAGCUGUUUUUAUUUUUAAUUUUUUUUUACUAAGACUGUAUAUCAUACAAUAACAAACAAGCAGCACCUGUAAGAUGGCAUUAUGGUAAAAAAAAAAUACAAAUAAUUUUUAAUAAAAUAAAGCAUUACAGAUAUGCAGUGACAGGAGAAAUAUAGUCACAAGUAGGGCUCAUGACAUUUUAUCAUGACUUUUUAGUUUUCACUGCACAGUUUAUUAUUUUAACCUAUUUCUCUCUGUCUACAUGAAGAUAUCGAGACAAAAACAUGACUGAAAAGUAGAUUUAUUUUCUUAGAAAAAUAUUCACAACAAAUAUAUAACAAGAAAACAAGUUCAAUUUGAUCUCUAAAAAUGUCAGUUUAUAUAAAUAUACAAAUAUAUCGUUUCAUGCCUCUGUGGAAAAAUGAAGCCAAAAUCCUGUGGUUAUGGGAGCUAGGUUUCCUGUGAUGAGUCACAGAGUAGAUAACUAGAGUCUAAUCCUAUAAGUAAUCUGUAAUUAGCCCCUGCCUGUCUGAAAACACCUGUGGACGCUCAGACGUCUGGGCUCAUGGGGCCCGUGGAGGUGCGCUUCCACUCAGACCACUUGCAUCUCAAUAUCCUGAAAUACAACUACAAUAUUUGAUGCCAAAAAGUAUCGUGCACUUUAACAGGUUCAACAGAAAAGUGAAUCUACUCAGAGAUAAAUUAACCCAGAGCCCGCCUCUGAUACUUUGCUAAACCUGUUUCCUGAAUCAGGGCCCAGGAUGUUGCCAUCAUUCUGAAUUAACAAGACGAGACUGAAACGAAACCACCAAACGAAUGGACAUUUUCUAACCUUUAUACUUAAAACAUUUCCUGACAACGUAACGCUUGUGAUACGAUGUGGUUUACAAGUCAGGCUGCACACAUUCGACUCGCAGUAAAAAAAAAAAGGCAGAAGCUUUGCACAUGGCGUGUUGUUCUGACCUGCAGCUGUUCUGAAAAGAUGAGCCACUGAUAAGGGCAACGUUAUUUCAGCUGCUGCGGCGCCAAAGCUCUUUCCUCCAUUAGUAAAUUAUUCUUUAUUGUGAAACAGUGGUUGUUUACGCAGACGCUGGUUCAUCUUGUUUCAUAUCUGUGGGUGUAUUUUCGAUUCGCUUGAUUUUUCCAUUUUCUUGAGUCUCAGGUCGUUUUUUAAACAUAUGUCUCUUCUGUUGUAUGUUUUGCUGACAUUAUCUGAAUGUGUUACUACUGAAUAUCAAACGUUAAUGCAGGGAAAACAUCGUCUCUGAUGUUUGAUGAUUUACUGGAUCCAUGCUGCAUUUGUCUGUCUCUUCAGAAAUCACUUAUUAGAAACAUGAUGGCAUUUGCACUGAGAGUUGUAUACAAUUUAUGAUUAAAAGUGAGCCUUCCUAAAA
Molecule: messenger RNA, 3752 nt
Organism: Sphaeramia orbicularis (orbiculate cardinalfish)
Lineage: Eukaryota; Metazoa; Chordata; Actinopteri; Kurtiformes; Apogonidae
Gene: fam241a
Product: family with sequence similarity 241 member A
Exons: 2
Coding region: 98-571 (157 amino acids)
Cellular component (GO): intracellular membrane-bounded organelle
Source: RefSeq, a predicted model, not a curated record